CGCGUGGUCGCGUGCCGAUGGUGGCGCGUCGAGCGCUGAAAGAAAAAUGGAGGACGUUGACCAGAUUGCGCGCAGGCGAGAGAUUCGGAAAAAGAAGAUAUUGGAAAACUCUGACGCCCGAUGGAAGAAAAUCGUAGGACAAGAGAGGCGUGAUAGCACGGAGCUUCUAAAGGAUGAUGGGACCCCACCCUUAUCGGCACAAGGCCCAAGGCUGUCUCAACAGCAGGAGGUGCCAUCCCGGUCUCCCGGGCUACAUUCUACAUUCGAGGCUACAUUCUCUGCCUCAGAGGAGCAGUCCAGGCGGUCUUAUUCCUUUGGGGAGGCCAGUCCGACGGACCUGUGGAGAGGUGAGACGCUCCCAGAGUCUUUGGCAUCCGGCACCCCGCCCCGCACGUCGCUGUUGGGGGAGUCUCGGACGCGUUCCCUGGAUGAGACGGCCAACGGGAUGCCCCGGCUGAUCUCGUCGGCGCCCCAGCAGCGCCCUGCCUCCUACUCGUUCCCCAAGAAGGUGUCAGACACCGAGUCCCGGUCGUACUCGCGUUGCAAGCAGGACUCGCGUGAGGACGGCGGCCCCCUGGCCUUCCUUCUGGACUGUCUGGGUUCGUGCGGGCCGAGCCUGGUGCGUGCCUGGCUGCUCGGCCUCAUGGCCACCUGCGUUCGGCUCUGGCUGGCCCUCGGGACCGCCUGGUCCGGCCUGCAGACAAUACUACUGCCUUUCUGCCUUCUCGAAGCAGCCAUUUAUAGCUACCCAACAUCCCUGACAAAGGCAAGCACGCCUCAGCGCGGCCCUGCGGCACUGCUCUGCUCCCCGCUGUCCCUGCUGACGGCAGCCCUGAUGCUGUGCGGGAUAGCCCCCAAGACGACGUCGCGCGUCACAGCCUGCCUCCAGCUACUCACCGACGUGGCCGUGGACUUUGCCGUCUACACGUUCUCCUUCGUCGUGUUCCACGUCAUCUGGGACGACUGGGUCGGCUGAGGGCAGCACCUGCGGCCGAGUUGCCACCGGUUUCGUCGCAGGGGCGAACUUGCACUUGCGGCCGUGCGCCUGCCUUCAAUCGAACGACCCAUCGACGUGCGUCGGGGCGGCAAGUCGCGAGUGCAGCCUUCUUGCGGAGGACACGUCGGCCUUGGGGCGUGGACGCCGACCUCCGGCGGGAGGCACGGUUUUCGAGAGAGGGGUCCCCAAGAGUGGUCCGGCGCAUCGAAAGAGCGGUUGCAAUCUUUUUUCCUCGCAUCCAGGCGUCCUGAGGUGUGUGUGUGCACCAAGUGUGUGCCAUGGCAGAGGAAACGGACUAGAAGAGCAGGUUGACAACCCCCAACCAUUUCGUUGACCCGUACUAGUGCAUCGACCCAACACCUUGCUUGUUUCCUCUUUUCCCGAAAGGAACAUUUGGUGCAUUCAAUUUUCGAGGCCCGUUAGUAGCCUUUGAGUAGUGGUGCUGCAAUCUGAAGUCUUACUGCGGAAACGUACGGGUCUUAGAUCUUUACCCUUCCUAUGUGCGAGAAAUCUUGCAGGAGCGGAGCGGAAGUCAUAUGUGCCUCCUCGGGUUUUGUGCAAGAAUAUGCCCUUGGCGCGACUUGCAGAAAGCAUGUGGGCAGGAUUCGGAUACCCCAAAAAGACUUGGAUGGUGCAGAACGGGCAACGGUGGGGUGAGUGAUGAGGACAAAAGGCUACAGGGACUGUGAUUUUUAAACACUCAUUGGCCGCGUUAAUGUACAUUUGUCCCAGUUUUAUCAGUGCUUCUUCGCUUUCUGGUUGCUUGGCCACGAACGUCUUUUGGUUCCAGUUUGUCGGACGAGCCUUUGGAUUCUUUCAAUUGUGUUCUUUGCACUAUUUAUUGACUGCACAAAAAGAGGCAGCUCUCGAAGUCUGGUGGACCCACGUGAACCCGGGGGAUUUCAUCCCCUCUGCUCUUUUUGAAAUAAGCAGGGGGUGAAGAAACUUCUAGACAUGUACAGCCUUGUAAAAAAAAAGUAAAGCUUCCUAGGAACAACAAA
Ixodes scapularis (black-legged tick) is the source of this 1998-nucleotide messenger RNA. RefSeq lists its product as uncharacterized. Gene Ontology annotation, biological process: tail-anchored membrane protein insertion into ER membrane. The coding region runs from base 47 to 976 and encodes 309 amino acids. The record is from RefSeq and is a predicted model, not a curated record. The transcript is spliced from 5 exons. Gene Ontology annotation, cellular component: GET complex. NCBI's taxonomy places the organism in Eukaryota, Metazoa, Arthropoda, Arachnida, Ixodida, Ixodidae.